AUGUCACGAUUCGCCACCACCGCUAUACUCCUCUCUCUCCUCUCUGGAGCUCUUGCCCAAAGCUCUGCCACCUCUGCUGCCGCCGCUUCUGGCUCUGCAAGUAUCGCCGCUUCAGGUGCUACAUUAGUGACUACAGGUACAGAGGCAGCUGCUACUGUACUUAGUUUGACCGCUACAGGAACAGGUCCUCAAGGAUUCUCAAUUCCCGCUUUGAGCGAACUCACUUCCGGAGCACCAACAGAUACCACUGUCGCACUCGAUUCCACAUAUGCAGCAGGAUCAACCCCAACAGCCGUAUCUGGCGCACCAGCACUUCCUACUUCAGCGCUAACAAUUGCAAACUACCCCGCUCUCGAUCAAACUCCAUCCACCGACUCAACCGAAGUACAAGGAUGGUUGAGUAAGAUUGACAUGACCAAAGUUCCAUCUUACAAUGUCACUACCGGUGCAUGUGCCACAGAUCCCUCUGCUAUCACCGAUGGAAGAUGUUGGUGGACUUGUGGUGGAUGCACUCGAGAAACCGAUAUCACCGAAUGUCCCGAUAAGAUGACAUGGGGUCUUUCAUACGAUGAUGGACCUUCUCCUUUCACACCACUUUUACUUGAUUACCUGGAUGAGCAAAACAUCAAGUCAACAUUCUUCCUUGUCGGUUCAAGAGUUUUAUCCCGACCUGAAAUCGUUCAAUCACAAUACAUGUCAGGACACCAUCUCUCCGUACACACAUGGUCCCAUCCAGCUUUGACCACCCUCACCAACGAACAAAUCGUUGCCGAAUUAGGUUGGACUGCAAAGGUCAUUCACGAUGUUACCGGUGUUACUCCCAAUACUUUCCGACCUCCUUACGGUGAUAUCGAUGACAGAGUGAGAGCCAUCGCCGCUCAAAUGGGCAUGACUCCUAUCAUCUGGACUUCUUACAAAGAAAACAACCUCGACACCAACUUUGACACCAAUGAUUGGCACAUUUCCGGUGGUACAGCAACUGGUGCAUCUUCAUUCCAAACUUUCGACACCAUCUUAAAUGAAUACGUACCUAAACUCGACACUGGAUUUAUUGUAUUAGCACAUGAUUUAUAUCAACAAACAGUCGAUUUAGCAGUUGGAUACGUUUUACCUCAAGCUAUCGCAUCUGGUAAAUUCCAAUUGAAAUCCAUCAUUCAAUGUUUAGGUAAAUCAAAUUCAGAAGCAUAUGUUGAAACUUCUGCCAAUGCCACAACGACUCAAAUCACGUCUGUAGAUGGUGGAUCUACAUAUUUCCAAGCUACCGUUGGAACAGCCACUGGAUCAUUAGGUUCCAUCACAACUGGAGGAGCAUCAGCUAGUGGUUCAGGAGCAUCAGCUUCUGGAUCCGGAUCUGGAUCAGGUGGUUCAGCAGCCGCUUCUGGAUCAGCAUCUGCCUCAGGCUCAAGUGGAUCUUCAAGUGCAGCUGGACGAGUUGAACUAGGAAAGAUCGUACCUGCUUUCGUAGCUUUGGCUACUGUAGCUUUGGGUAUGAUGGUUGUUGCUUAG
Messenger RNA from Kwoniella shivajii, 1506 nucleotides. RefSeq lists its product as uncharacterized. The transcript has 4 exons. The record is from RefSeq and is a predicted model, not a curated record. Gene Ontology annotation, biological process: carbohydrate metabolic process. NCBI's taxonomy places the organism in Eukaryota, Fungi, Basidiomycota, Tremellomycetes, Tremellales, Cryptococcaceae. Gene Ontology annotation, cellular component: membrane. Gene Ontology annotation, molecular function: chitin deacetylase activity. The coding region runs from base 1 to 1506 and encodes 501 amino acids.